Molecule: messenger RNA, 2010 nt
Organism: Acanthisitta chloris (rifleman)
Lineage: Eukaryota; Metazoa; Chordata; Aves; Passeriformes; Acanthisittidae
Gene: WDFY2
Product: WD repeat and FYVE domain containing 2
Exons: 9
Coding region: 30-923 (297 amino acids)
Molecular function (GO): protein binding; metal ion binding
Source: RefSeq, a predicted model, not a curated record
AAUUCAUUUUAUCAGAAGAUUACAACAAGAUGACACUAGUGAAAAGUUACCAGGCUCAUCAAAGCAGGGUCAUCAUGAUUCUGUUUGUCCUGGAGAUGGAGUGGGUGUUAAGCACUGGACACGACAAACACUUCACAUGGCACUGUUCAGAGAGCGGCCAGCGGCUUGGAGGGUACCGCACCAGCGCAGGCGCCUGUGGCCUGCAAUUUGAUGUGGAAACCCGGCAUGUGUUUGUUGGUGAUCACUCUGGGCAAGUGACCAUCCUCAAACUAGAACAAGAGUCCUGCAGCCUUGUUACGACAUUUAAGGGACACACAGGUGGUGUCACUGCUCUCUGUUGGGACCCAAUACAUCGAGUUUUAUUCUCAGGCAGUUCUGAUCAUUCCAUUAUAAUGUGGGAUAUUGGAGGAAGAAAAGGAACAGCUAUCGAGCUGCAAGGACAUAACGAUAAAGUUCAGUCUCUCUCCUAUGCUCAUCACACUCGGCAGCUCAUCUCCUGUGGAGCAGAUGGAGGAAUUGUCGUCUGGAACAUGGAUGUUGAAAGGCAGGAGACCCCUGAGUGGCUGGAUAGUGACUCCUGUCAAAAAUGUGACCAGCCUUUCUUCUGGAACUUCAAGCAAAUGUGGGACAGCAAGAAAAUAGGCCUCAGGCAGCAUCACUGCCGGAAGUGUGGGAAAGCAGUGUGUGGCAAAUGCAGCUCCAAGCGCUCCUCCAUCCCGCUGAUGGGGUUCGAGUUUGAAGUGAGGGUCUGUGACAGCUGUCACGAGUCCAUAACAGAUGAAGAGCGGGCACCUACAGCUACUUUCCAUGACAGCAAGCACAACAUUGUUCACGUACACUUCGAUGCCACCAGGGGAUGGCUGUUGACCUCGGGGACAGACAAGGUUAUUAAGUUGUGGGAUAUGACACCAGUAGUGUCUUGAUGUUGCAUCAGUGGAACUUGGAAGGUGAUAUUUACAGAAGAAACGGUUUUCCUAACCCUAAUCAUACUGCAGAAGAUAGAUAACGCUGGGCACAUAUGGCAGAUGAGAAAGGAACUAAUGCGUUUACAAUUUUGUCCUCUGCUUGAUCAAGGCUGAACAUUUGCACGAAGACUCUUUCCACUUAUUCUCAAAAUAUACAAGAAGGUAUUUUUUUAACUAAUGGUUUGUAUGAUCUGACUUCGGUUGUCUUGAGUUUGUUUGGAAAAAUCUGUGUGCAGUGCAAUUCUUAGUUUUUAUAUUUCACCAUGUCAAGGUACUUGCUGCUUUGUACAGAGGGUUCUUGGGUUGUGUCUUACCACAUGAGAUUUUGGUAUCAACAGACUGUAUAAGGCAAUCGGCUCUCCCCACAGCACCUAUUGAUUUGGGAUAUUUCUGCUGACCAUGCUCUCUCCAGUGGAGGAACUCCAGGCGCAGCAUUGUGUGUUCUCUGGGUGCAUCACCAAGGAGCUGAUGAACUAUUGCAAUUCCUAAAAGGGCUCUUCCAUCUACUUGUCCUAGUGGGCAUCAUCCAGAGAGCAUUUUAUUGGUCUGUAUAGCCUUCCUGCCUCUUCCUUUGCUUCACAAGUUGCAAAAGCAAGGGGCAGGUUGUUCAGCAACUAAUUUCUACAAAAAACUGAAAUAGUUUUCCAGUGCAGAGCAUUUCAAGGAGCACACAGACUUGUUUGAGUUUGAUGUGGCUGACAGGCUGAUUCAAAUGAAAUUAUUAGCAACAGGAACUUUUGGGAGUGUGUGCAUGGAGGGGGGCAGAUCUAAAACUGGUCUAGGUCUGAAAAGUCUGGUUUACCUCUACCUCUACCUUGCACAGCAACAUUUCAGCAUUUAUACCUGUCUGUGUUGUUGAAGAUGAAUUUUGUUUUUCCUGUUUUGGUUAAUUUCCUGUUCUGGUUAGUCAUAUUUAUUUUUUAAAAUGCUGAUUGUUUUUACUCAUUUCCUCUAUAGACCCAAAACUGAUAUUGCUGAAUGACGCCCAUCAUCCUAUUGUCAUACUUUACGGUUUCUUUUAAAAUAAAAAGUAUUUAAAAACCUG